Monopterus albus (swamp eel) is the source of this 4117-nucleotide messenger RNA. RefSeq names its product SREBF chaperone (gene scap). Gene Ontology annotation, cellular component: SREBP-SCAP complex; endoplasmic reticulum membrane; Golgi membrane. Lineage: Eukaryota; Metazoa; Chordata; Actinopteri; Synbranchiformes; Synbranchidae. The coding region runs from base 266 to 3556 and encodes 1096 amino acids. The transcript is spliced from 20 exons. Gene Ontology annotation, biological process: regulation of cholesterol biosynthetic process; SREBP signaling pathway. The record is from RefSeq and is a predicted model, not a curated record. Gene Ontology annotation, molecular function: sterol binding; protein binding.
AAACGUCGUUUCUGCGUGUUAGCGUCAGAUUGAAGUCAUGCAAGUUACUCUUAGGCAGAUUUUCAAAACAAAGGAAUACUAAAGUUACUCUGGUUGCUGGCUGAGUUUACCCAGGAGGAUCUGAGCAACAGCGGCAUUUGGGGAUCUGUGAAGUUUGUCAAGGUUCUCCUCCUCCUCCUCCAACAGAUCCCUGGAUGCCCCGCGGUGCACCGUUCUCAGCCGGCCACUGCUUUACAAUGGCCGGGAGUUGACCCUACCAACCAGGAUGACGCUGCGUGAGCGGCUGAGGGAGAGGAUCUCAGCGGCCUUCUACCGCCAUGGGCUGCUAUGUGCCUCCUACCCAGUACCCAUCAUCCUCUUCACCUCUGUCAGCAUCCUCACUUGCUGCUAUCCGUUAUUAAGGCUUCCCCUGCCUGGAACAGGUCCUGUGGAGUUCACCACAUGGGUGCGAGACUAUAGUGUCCCCUCCCAUGAGCCUCAGGGAGACCUCGGAGAACAGCCCGACUGGUACCGGGGUCCUCCAGUGGCCUACAUCCAACAGGUGUUGGUGAAGGCGGCGGUGUCUCCGUGGGACAGCAGCCUGGUGCCAGUGGAUGUUUUUAGGUCACCACUGGGCCGAGUCUUUAGCCUGCUGGAGGAGAUCCACAACCAUGUGCACUCUGAUAGCUUCGGAGUUCGCAGUCUGGAGACGUUAUGUCUCCAGGUGACAGGCUUGUUUCCAGGGUUACGGCGGAUGCAGUCGGUGCUACCAGAGCACGGCUGCCUGCUCGUCUCUCCUGGCAACUACUGGCAGAACCAGCAGGAGUUGUUCAACUCAGACCCCGACCUCCUUAAGACCAUCCAGAAACAUGAACCCAAAGGCCUGCACACCUCAGCCACACUGCGAGACCUGCUGUUUGGCGUCCCUGGGAAGUACACAGGGGUCAGUCACUACAACAAGAAGAGGGUGGUGACAUACACAAUCACUGUAGUGCUGGCCAGCUACGAUGCAAAGUUCCUGGGAAGCCUGCGGGCUCAUCUGACACAGCUCCACCCAUCAGCCAACUGCAGCCUGAGAGACGACCACAUGGUUCAUGUCCACUUCAAGGAGGAGAUCGGCAUCGCAGAGCUCAUCCCCCUCGUCACCACAUACAUCAUCCUAUUUGCCUACAUCUACUUCUCCACACGUAAGAUUGACAUGGUGAAGUCCAAGUGGGGCCUGGCUCUGGCUGCAGUGGUCACUGUCCUCAGCUCUCUGCUCAUGUCUGUGGGGCUGUGUACACUGUUCGGACUGACACCCACACUCAAUGGAGGUGAGAUUUUUCCUUACCUGGUGGUGGUGAUUGGCCUGGAGAACGUCCUAGUCCUCACCAAGUCUGUGGUGUCCACCCCCGUCGACCUCGAGGUCAAACUACGCAUCGCUCAGGGCCUUAGUAAUGAGAGCUGGUCUAUCAUGAAGAACAUGGCCACUGAACUGUGCAUAAUCCUCAUUGGAUAUUUCACUCUGGUCCCAGCUAUCCAGGAGUUCUGUCUGUUUGCUGUUGUGGGGCUGGUGUCUGACUUCUUCCUGCAGAUGUUCUUCUUCACCACAGUACUAUCUAUAGACAUCCGUCGCAUGGAGCUGGCUGACUUGAAAUUGCCGGCUGAAGCAGGGCUACCUCCGCCCAAGCCAGGCACGCUGCGUCCACGUGAGGUCCCCCCACCCCCGAGGCCCUCCCCCCACACCAUCACCCUGCAGCCCCCAGCUUUCAGGAACCUGAGGCUCCCCAAGAGGCUGCGUGUGGUGUACUUCUUGGCCCGUACACGCCUAGCGCAGCGCAUCAUCAUGGCUGGCACAGUGAUCUGGAUCGGCAUCCUGGUCUAUACUGACCCAGCCGGAAUUCGCAUCUACCUGGCUGCUCAGGUGUCUGAGCAAAGCCCUUUGGGAGAUCCUGGAGCGGGUGGUCUGCCCCCUCACCUGGGUGUGGCUCCCGUCUUCCGUGCUGGAGAUCCUACCAGCACCCUCGACAUCCACCCUGCACCAAAUCCAACACCCUUACCUGAGAACCAAUCACAGGGCCACCAUGGCUCAGCCAGGGCAGGACACCUUCCCCAGGUCCCGCCCGCUGUGCCUCAGAUUACCUGGGGGUCGGAGGACGAGGAGGUUUGGAGGAGGCUCUCCUACAGACACUGGCCAUCACUCUUCAGCUACUACAACAUAACUUUAGCUAAGAGGUACAUCAGCAUCUUACCCGUCAUUCCUGUCACUGUGCACCUGAGUCCCCAGGAGGCCAUUGAGACGCGCCACCCUCAGGACACAAGACACCCUCCGCCACCCAUCGUCAAAGUCUCUGCAGAUAUACAGACGGACCUGACGCUCUAUAAGGUGGCAGCUCUGGGCCUGGCGGCAGGUGUCCUGUUGGUUCUGCUCCUCUUCUGUCUAUACCGGGUUCUCUGCCCACGUAACUACGGACAGAACGGUGUCACUCAUGGUCGCCGGCGCCGAGGUGACCUGCCCUGCGACGAUUAUGGUUACUCACCUCCUGUCAGCGAGAUCUCACCACUGCUGCUGAGGGGUCACAGUAUGGACAUUGAGUGUUUGGCGAGUGACGGGAUGCUGCUGGCUAGCUGUUGUCUGGCAGGACAGAUCCGAGUUUGGGAUGCCCAGACGGGGGACUGUCUGACCGUCAUCCCAAGCCAGGGGCUGAGACGGAGCAGCAGCAGUGGCUGUUGGGAGCAGCGGGACGGCUGGGACAGCAUGAGUGGAGCCGCAGAGCCAGAAGGUUUAGGCUCAGAAGGUCAUGACCUCUCAAUCAGUGACGACGGCCUCUCAGAGGACAAGGGCUACCCACUGAGGCAUCGUGCCACCCCUGCCAGGCCGACACUGUUCACCGAUCAGCCUGAUCUUACCCCGCUCAUUGACACCAACUUCACCUCCCAGCCCCCCUCCCAUGUCUCCACCCCACUCAGAGAAGGGUUUGACUUUGGAGGCCUGGUGGAGCGCGCUUACUUGGAGCACGACCCCCCCUCACCCUCCACCUACCCCUCACCUUCCUCAGCCUCCUCCUCACCGCCCUCAGGAGCUCAGCUGCAGAGGAGACCCAGCCUAGGGGAUGCAGCUGCCCCCUUAACCCAAGAGAGGGCCUCCACAGCAGGGAUGCAGGUGACAGCAGACUGGGAGAGCUCCGUCUGGUCCAUGGAGCUGAGAGGGAAUCUAAUAGCUGCUGGAAGGAGCAGCGGUAAACUAGAGCUGUGGGAUGCAGUGGAAGGGACGUUACGUUGCAGUAACGAGGAUGGAGUCACUGGGAUCACAGCCCUGGCCUUCCUCAAUAACAGAAUCGUAGCGGCUCGGCUGAACGGGGCUUUAGAUUUCUUCACUGUUGAGAUAAACAAACCUCUGGGUCUGCUGCAGUACAGAGGUGCCCCUGGCCGAGGCAGCAUGCCUCCUUCGCCCUGCUACAGCAGUGAGGAUGUAAUCAGCUGUCAGCUCAUACGCUCAGUACAGUGCGCUCACCAGAAGCCAAUCACAGUACUGCGAGCGGCCGCCGGGAGAGUCGUCACCGGCAGCCAGGACCACACUGUCCGGGUAACAUACUGAAGACUUGAUGUUUUCAUCCACAAUUUAUACAAGGAAAAAGUAUCGCAUUCAUGAUUUUCAGUCGAAGUACUACAGUCAGUAAGGAUGUCAAGAGCUGAAUAAGAGGUUUGACAUUAGAUUUUUUUCUGACAGCAGAGGGUGCAGCUGCCUCAGUGUAUUGGUGUUAAUGCCAAAUGUAGUAAAUUUAACAGACACAGAAUAUUACACAAGAAAAACAGAUGUGAGGUAGACAGCACUCAGAGUGCAAACCUCCCUGAAGGGCAACUCACUUUCCCCAUAAUGCCAUAAAAGCAACGUUCUCAUUAUAGUUUGCAUGACAGUAAAAACCUUCUGCUGGCAUUUGUAGUGGCACUGAUAUCGACAGACGAGCGAUUACUAAAGGCCACAAACAGCUAAAUAAAUGUCCCAUGCAGACUGAAAUAACUGUGUGUACAAACAGUCCUUCAUAGACACACACAUCUCACACCGCUUAACUACACCUAAGUCCACUUUAGAGUCUGUUUUCCAACGUGCCUUCUGCUGUACUCAUUCACACAUGCCGUACAGAGACAACGUAGCUGG